Molecule: messenger RNA, 1113 nt
Organism: Hirundo rustica (Barn swallow)
Lineage: Eukaryota; Metazoa; Chordata; Aves; Passeriformes; Hirundinidae
Gene: MGMT
Product: O-6-methylguanine-DNA methyltransferase
Exons: 6
Coding region: 72-728 (218 amino acids)
Biological process (GO): DNA repair
Cellular component (GO): nucleus
Molecular function (GO): methylated-DNA-[protein]-cysteine S-methyltransferase activity
Source: RefSeq, a predicted model, not a curated record
GGCCCCGCCCCGGCAGCGCGGCCUGUGCGGAGCGGCCGCGGCCAUCCUCGGGUGGAGCCUUUUCUUCCACGAUGGCAUCGAGGCUCGUUCCAAAAGUGAAUUCCAAGUGGGGAGGAUCUCCAUGCAAGGAGAAGCACGUGGUUCUGCUGAGCCCCGUGGGGAAGAUCGAGAUAUCGGGGUGUGAAAGGGGCGUACACGAAAUAAAACUUCCCAAAAUGAGCGUGCUGCCGAGCGGCAGGGCAGAGACCUCGGCGGCGUGCGAGGUGUGCCCGGGGGCCGAGGAGCCACCGGAGCCGCUGCGGCAGUGCACGGCUUGGCUCCGAGCCUACUUCUGCGAGCCAGCGAGCACUGGGAGCCUGCCCGUGCCAGCCUUCCACCACCCCCUGCUCCAGAGAGAUUCCUUCACCAGGAAGGUGCUGUGGACCCUGCUGGAGGAUGUGAAGUUCGGGGAGGCCGUUUCCUACAAGCAGCUGGCAGAGCUCGCCGGCAACAGCCGGGCAGCCAGAGCCGUGGGAGGAGCCAUGAGGAGCAACCCGAUCCCCAUCAUCAUCCCGUGCCACAGGGUGAUCCGCAGCAGCGGGGACAGCGGCAGGUACGGCGGGGGACAGCCGCUGAAGGAGUGGCUGCUGUCCCACGAGAAGCUGCAGAAGGAGAAGCUGAGCGCGCCCGCGGCUCCUGGGCUUGGAACGAGGCCUCAGAGCGCCCAGCAGAGCUCAGGAAAACGGUAAAUAUUUGAGUGACACGUAAAUAUAAUGCAACAUCCAAAGCGAAAUGCGCGGUGGCACCACUGUAUUAAAAAAGCGGGAUGCGUCCUGGGGGAGGCAGCUCGGCUGCCCUUUCUUGUUUUUACAUUUUACAGCAGAAUGACUACAGCGAUCCAGGCCUGUUGUGCAUGGAUUUUGUUCCCAUCUCCAGCCCUGUCUUGUUCUAUUUUUAAUGUCCAUUAAAGCAGGGAUAAGGGAGUGGGAGGGACGUGGCAAAUGGGAGGUGGAAGCUUCCCCUGAGGAGGCGUCUGGCACGCUGGACCCUGCCCGCCCCUGCCCAGCUCCCCCCUCCCCAGCUCGGGGCAUAAAACCGUGUUUUACCUGAAGAGGAGUUGAGGGAGCACGGGGA